GCAACGGGUACAUCCGGUCCGACUGUGCUUUGAUUCCCCUGCUGUGCAUGUGUUCAGGUAGUUGCAAAAAUGAUGAAAGUGGCCAUUGACGAUGAGUGCUUGUAUCUGGAGAUUUCUAACUAUAUGGAAGACAGAAUUUUUCCUCUGCACACAUCCAUUGUUUUAUUUCUCAUGUCCUAUUGUGACACUACAUCUUUAAAAGUUUUCCUUGUGCCAAAUAAGAACGUUGCUGAUCGUACCUUAUGGAUGAAAAAGGUUCCUGCCAAUAUUCCUGUGACUAUCAUUUCAGAGCAGGAACUCCCUCAUGUGGUGCAAAGUUGUCGUUUACCAGCUCUGGUGGAAAAGAAUGGGAAUUUUUGUCGAGCAGGCCUUGCUGUGGUGUUGAGAUAUAUUAUUCACAAAACUUGUGAAGCUGACUGCAAUCGCAAGGAUAUCUCUGAGCUACUUGGUUUUAAAAAGACAUGUUUAAAGGCCUGUGCUGAGGUGAGCCAAUGGACCAAGUUGUGUGAAAUUAGUAUUCCACUCGCUGUGGAGAGUUUCCUUGGGAAUAGCCAUUGCCAUCAAAACAUUCCACCUGAGAUAGUACACUUGGAGCAGAAACUUGGGGAACCUGUCCGCGUUCACAAUGAUGAUAAGAUUCGUAGGCAGAAACUGCAAGAGUGGACCAAGAACAAAAAUAAAGAAUCUUUCAUAAAGGGAUUUGAUAGAGGAGCUGGCUGCUGUGAUGAAGGAGUAGACAUAACUAAAAAUUUAAUUGAGGAAAACUUGGAUACUGAGAAGGCAAGCCUUGAGCUGAAAACUGCACUUUCUAAACUUACAGUGGAGCAGAUACCAGCUGCGACCAGCAGGGAGCAGUCCUGUAUUAGAAAAGUGAAAAGCACCGCUCUUCCGCCUCUGGAACAUGUGUUUGCUGAAGGGCUUUACUUCACUCUCACAGACAUAGUCCUGUUUCCUUGUCUUCACUGCUUUUUUGAUUCUCUUGGGGACCGUCAAGAACAGAUGCUGAAAGCUUUGCCUUUGCUCUCCCGUUGGUACCGACGUGUACAGGAAGUAUCUGGAGUGAAGAAAGCUGCUGUCAGUUGUGGAAUUCAUUUUCUCAACCUUCCUGCAACUUCGCCUUCUUCCAGCAUGCUGAUUCCAAGCUCCAAUGAUCAUAAGGACAAGAAUACUGAAACCACAGACCCCCAUUUCCGAGGUGGCCCAAGACCCACCAUGAACAAGCUUGAAGAGAAUGGAAUUUCAGCAAGAUUCACCCCUCACCCUUUUCCCUUGUUGAGUCAGAAUUGGAGCAGCUUUCCCUCAUCUGCUCAUCCCAUAGAAGGAAAGCUGAGCUCUGAGCGUGCCCUAAGGAAGCAGCAACAGUUAGACAACAUAAUCUCCAUUGUGACAAAUUUGGCCAGACCUGGUGAUACAAUCGUUGAUUUCUGCAGUGGAGGGGGGCACCUUGGGAUUGUCCUAGCUCAUAUCUUGUCAUCAUGCCAGGUGAUUUUAGUGGAAAACAAAGAAGAAUCAUUAGUGCGUGCUAGAGACAGAUGUGAUGACCUUGGAUUACAAAACAUCUGGUUUCUGCAGACAAACCUAGAUUAUUUCACAGGACCUUUUCAAAUUGGCGUGGCACUUCAUGCAUGUGGGGUGGCGACAGACAUGGUCAUUGACCAUUGUAUCAUGGCAAAUGCAGCAUUUGUGAUCUGCCCGUGUUGUUAUGGCUUCAUACAGAACACAGUCAAGUACACGUUCCCAAGAAGUCAAAAAUUCAAGAGUGUUUUGUCAUAUAAGGAACACAUGAUUCUGUGCAGGUUUGCAGAUCAGACAGCUGUUCAACUCCCUGCUGAGCGCCUGCUAAUAGGGAAGAACUGCAUGGGCCUUGUGGAUCUGGACCGAGCCUGGUCAGCAGAGGAACUUGGGUACAAGGUCUAUGUGACAUCUAUGGAACCAGACAGCUGUUCACCAAAAAACAACCUGAUAGUGGGUAGUUGUUCAGCCUAAAGUCUUAGUUUAAUUAUGCAAUAUCCCGAAGACAACAAAUAAACUGCUCUGCCAUCAAAGAAAGAUGAGCUGUUUCAUUGUGUGUAACUUGAUGUUAGUCGACUUCUUACCAUCAUAAAAUUUAAAAUGCUGGAAUUUUUAAAUCAAGCAAAUGCUGAAAAUCAAGUAACAUCUGAAAAGAGCAGCAGAGUUAAUGUUUCAAGUUUGUAAUCAGUUCUGAUGAAUGAUUUACAAUCUGGCUUUCUAACUCUUUCUCUCUUUCUGCAAAUGCUGCCUGACCUUGUCAGUAUUUUGAACAAUUUCUGUUUUCAGAUUUCUAGCAUCCGCUUUACUUUUAGCUCUUCCUUUAUCCAUACUCAACAGCAGCAGUGAUGAGGUCAUGAGUCAUUGUUUUAUUGUGGAAUACCCUGAUAUUUUAACAAAGAACCCUCCACCCCUCACUGCACUUUACCGCCUUUUAAACUACUAGUCUAUGAAUUGCCUGAUGAAUAUAAGUAACCAAGCCAUUAAGUAUCAUUGGGAAUAUUUAGAUACUUUUCCUGAUUUAUUGCAUGUUAUAAUUGUUCGGAUUAUAACAUUCACACUCUUCCUAUGUGUUGCAACCAAUAAAAUAACAGAAUCAGAAAAUAUGAUCUAGUAGAAGUUGAGAAUCUGAGAACGUACUUGAGAAGGAUGCAGCUAACGGAUUAUUGUGGGCAAGUUUCUGCUUCCUCAGUGAACUGCAUGCUGCUGAGGAUUCUGUGAAAUCAUCUCAUCUCAAUGUUUCAACUUUGGUAAAAGCAGAGUAUUAUUUUCUUGCUUUUUUCUGAAUGCUUUCGUUUGUAAGAUAAUGUAUUUUUAACACAGAUAAACACUUGUAAUCAAUGUUAGGUAGGUAAAGCUAAGAUACUUUUAAAGUGUUUUAAGAAAGUAAUAUAGCUCUAAUAUAGAUAGACAUAAUUCACAAUAUUCUUGAUAUCUCUAGAAUUGUCCUGAUAUUAUAGAAUUUGAUUCAAGCCAAGGGCUAUGUAUGAUUGACAACUUGAGUGUUUCAAGUGUAUUGCCAGUACUUUGUAAUAAUGUCUGUUAAUAUUAGUCAUUUUCAUUGGGAUCACUAGAUCCUCCUCUGAAAAUUUCAAAACCCCAGAUAAAUAUUUUGAUUAAACAGCCACUUGGAAAGCAACAAUGCAGAUUGUUUCAGUUUAUUGAAU
Messenger RNA from Hypanus sabinus (Atlantic stingray), 3176 nucleotides. It is a transcript of the gene gstcd, whose product is annotated as glutathione S-transferase, C-terminal domain containing. NCBI's taxonomy places the organism in Eukaryota, Metazoa, Chordata, Chondrichthyes, Myliobatiformes, Dasyatidae. The coding region runs from base 70 to 1986 and encodes 638 amino acids. The record is from RefSeq and is a predicted model, not a curated record. The transcript has 12 exons.